CUUUUAGCGACGGAAAAGGAAAAACAAUGACUGUCUGCGUUGGGUUGUAGAUUGGAAAUUUUAGAUUGGAGUUCUAAAAAUAUCGUAACAUUCAGAAGAGUCCGCCAGAAUACGAUCUCGAACAAUACGCAAAGGAAUGUUGCACGAUCCCUGCGUGCGCAGACCGUACGGAUCGUCAACUAACUCAGUAUGGUUCUCUGUCCCUUCAGCCACUAAAUCCCUCAAAAUGGACUUGAUUGAGGGUAGAGUUCGGUAUCGGAAAGGCAAAAAGUGGAAGCUUCGAUGGGCAGUUUUGAGACGGGUAAAUCCUGCGACUGAUGUUUUGAAUCUUGUGCUGUAUCCUGAUCGUCACCCAGAUCAGAACAAUGCAGGAGCUCGUCAUAAAGCCCUGCUAUCCCUCAAGGAGUUUAGUGGAUUGCAAGUGCUUAACAAGAUUGACAAACACUUCAAUGUUAUCGUCAUCAUAACCACAGAGGAGGUGAUUCCUCUGAGCUUUGAAACCAUAGACCAAAGAGCAGACUGGCUGGCUCUGCUUCAAGGCCACUUUGGAAAAGAAAAAUCCUUUGAAGGUAUCGUGCCACACAAGCAGAAGAUCAAAGCUGGAGAAGCUCACCUGCGUUUCUACGCCACUUUCUUCUCACUCACUAAGAAGGACAGCUAUCGUCUAAUCGGUCACUGGAAGUUUACAGCGCUACCCAAAUAUGGUGCUGUAGAAGCUGGAUUUGCCUUUCAGGCCAGCCAGGAGUCUCAAUCAGGGGAUAAACUUAUGACUUACUUCUUUGCUACUCGAGCUGGAAAAGAGAUACACGCGUUAUUUGACAGUGUGUGCAGAGCGGGAGAGGUGGUUCCUGGUCAAGAAUGUCUAUCAGAGUCAGGUCAGCCUGGCACUAGUGAGGAAGACGGCAGCCGACCAGGGUUCCUUAGGCGCGCCUGGCUCCGAAUGAGUGGCAAACGGUCGCCCAAAAAAGGAAAAGCACCCAGGCCAAGGAGUAUGAGCAUGCCGUCCUCAAGCCAGGGGAAGAAGAACAAAGCUGUAGGUACCGAGCAGAAAUCUCCAAUAGAGGCAGAAAAACCUUUGGUUCGGAGAAAUGAGUCGGUACCCUCAGAUAUAGGAGGUGGUCGAGAUCACACUGACAGUUUUAAUGAAGUAUUUUUGAAUAACGAAAAAACCUCUGUAGUCUCCCCCAAAAUCCCACCCCCGGGCUACCAGAAUAUACCCGGGGUGACACCCGAGGGAUAUCAGGUAAUGGAACCGGCGGAUGACGAGGCCUUCAAAGGUAGGAAGAGCAGUGGGGUAUCUGCCACCUCGCGAAAGAAAUCACAGGGGAAACGUCAGAGUGGACCAGAAAACGGUAAAGUUGACGAGGUGGAAGGAUAUGUUGAGGUAGAUGGAAGAGAUGAAGAACUACUUGAAAAAAUAAGGACAAACUCAUAUGCAAAAGAAAAACGCGGAGAUUCCGUCGAGAGAACCUCCCGCGGGUCAGACGGUGGGAGAACGAAGUCCUCCGCUUCAGAGAAACGGCAAAGCGAUAAAGUGGCAAAUAGUGUAAUAAAAGAAGAGGAGGGAGAAGAAGAAGUGAGAAAAAAAUCCGAAAUUGAAAAUCAACGGGCGUCGAAAGGAUUAGCGCAGUGUCAAAUUAUUGUUACUCCAAGUAAUGAGACCGACGAAGAAAAACUUAAAAAUGGAAGCGAAGAGACGGCGAAUAUCGACGACGUGUUUCUUCCAGAGGGAAUCAAAACUGUACGUGUUACAAGCGAUAAUGCUGAUAAAAAUCCUGAUUACGUGAAUGGUGAUAUUACGCUGAACGGUGCAAGUGUAAAAGCGGUCGAAAAACAUGUGAAUGGAACGUCUGGAAGUGUGUCUACGCGUCGUGGUAUGAAAACCCCGCCAAGCCUUUCCCUUCAGCCAACGUCAACAGCCGGCAGCGCAGAGCACCUUUAUGUGAAUUCACCAAAAAUCGUCGAUUAUGUUAACGUCAAAGGUGCCCGAACAAGCCCUGGCGGGAGAUCCCGCGUAAAAACCGGCGUAGCAAAGACUGGUACGAGCAGUAAAUCAAGACUAAACCCGUACGCUAUAUAUGAUGGGAACGAUGAUUCGAUUUACCAUAGUGUGGAAUCGUUAAUGCCUUCACAUCCAGGCUAUCAAAAUGUCAUGAACAGCGAUCCCUCGCGAAGUCACAGCUUUGAAAACAUCGCUGGUCAUUCGUACGCGAACGUGAUGGGCGGGCAUCCGUCCUAUCAAAACAUUGGGCACAGGGACCGAAUGUACGUUAAUGUCAUGUCACAGCAGAAUCAGGGCAAUUUAAACUAUAUAAAGCUUGAAGGUGUAGAUUCGUCUCACGGGUCCAGUCCGUUUGCAAGCACUUCGCCAAAAUCGGCAAAGCCAUCGAGCGAUUACACUUGGAUCGACGAGCGAAAAACCAAACUUUUGGCGGAUACAGCGAAAUUGCACUCUGAAAGAAGGCAGGAGAAUCUACCGCGAGUCAUGAAGAAAUAAUUUUGUAAAUAGUUCUCGAGCAUUAGAGGUUCUAGCCCCCUCCUGGCUUCGAAGGGAAGCGGGAAAACGCGCGCGAAAAUGGUCACGCAAUUCACACCAAAGUGUAAGGCGAGAAAACGCACGAAAAUUGUCACGUAAUACCUAGUCUGGGCCUCUCUGGCCCCUAACCAGGAGUUGCGACUGACCAGAUGUUAUC
Stylophora pistillata is the source of this 2693-nucleotide messenger RNA. RefSeq lists its product as uncharacterized. The record is from RefSeq and is a predicted model, not a curated record. Gene Ontology annotation, biological process: positive regulation of protein tyrosine kinase activity; neuromuscular junction development. Gene Ontology annotation, molecular function: protein kinase binding. Lineage: Eukaryota; Metazoa; Cnidaria; Anthozoa; Scleractinia; Pocilloporidae.